UUGGAUGGGAUCGUGCGGGUGCGCUCUGUCCGGACGGUUGUUGGGAUCCAUUUUGCUGCCAACGCUCGUAGUCGUUUCGGGUUAGAGGUGUGGACUGGGGGCGCUGACGAAGGCCACCUUUCAGAGCCGCAAAGCCCAGGGCAUCGACCACAGCAAGCGCGCCCGCAACCUUUCCACUCUUUCAGUCCUUUCUUCACGAUGGCGACGGCGCUGGGCCGGACAGAAGCCUACUCCCUUCUCUCUUUAUCACUUGCGUGUUUCGGGAUCUUGGCCAACACCCUCCAGGGCGAGGGCGAGCCGCUGAUUGCGUCGAUUGCUUUUAGCGGACUGGCCUUUGCCUUCUGCUAUGCCCUCAUACGAUGGCUAGGACAAGCCUUCAUGCGACGUGGUUUCAAAGGCAGAGAUUUGUGCAAGCUCAAACAAACGGAGAUCCCUGAGACUAUGGGUGCCGUUUGUGCUAUGGUGUAUCUGUUCACAAUUGUUGUAUUCAUUCCUUGGCCAUUCUAUAAAGACAUUGUUGCCGCCACUUCUGGCGGAGGCAAUCGAGAUGUGAUGAGGGAGUUGGAGCAGGUUGAAACAGGCCGCCUCCUUCACAGGUUUCCUCACAAUAAGCUGGCGUCGUACCUCUCCGCCAUCCUAUCCCUCCAAUGCAUCGUGCUACUUGGGAUCGGCGACGAUCUUUUCGACAUUAGAUGGCGACACAAGGUCCUUAUCCCGGCUAUUGCCGCUAUUCCCAUGCUCAUCGUCUACUUUGUUGACUUCGGUGUCACUCAGAUGGUCGUUCCGACACCUUUGAGACCCUACCUUGGGGAGCUUUUUGACCUUGGCUGGCUGUACUACAUCUACAUGGCUUUGCUGUCCAUUUUCUCCUCAAACAGCAUUAACAUCCUCGCUGGCAUUAACGGGAUCGAGGUCGCCCAAUCGCUAGUCAUUGCACUGCUUAUUGUCUUCAAUGACGCCCUGUAUUUGUUCGUCACGCCUUACCCCCACCCAGCGACCGACUCGCAUCUUUUCUCCCUGUAUCUUCUGCUGCCGUUUAUUGGCGUAUCGCUGGCCCUUUUAAUGCACAACUGGUACCCUGCCAAGGUGUUUGUGGGCGAUACGUAUUGUUACUUUGCGGGCAUGGUCUUUGCCGUUGACGGCAUCCUCGGCCAUUUCAGCAAGACACUGAUCUUACUCCUCAUUCCCCAAGGGUUCAACUUUGUCUACUCGGCGCCACAGCUUUUCCAUCUCGUACCAUGUCCCCGACAUCGGCUCCCCCAUUUCAACGCUCGGACGGGGUUACUAGAGUGCUCUCGAGUCGAAUUUGAGAGACCGCUCACUCGACCGAUAGCGGAGGGCCUAAAGUUGCUGCACCGGCUUCGGAUGCUGGACGUCGAAGUCAACGGGGAGGGGAGAGUGGUGUCUUGUUCAAACUUUACUAUCAUCAACCUGUGGUUAGUCUGGUUUGGGCCUAUGCGGGAAGAUCGGUUGGCGCUUGGGUUGUUGGCGUUUCAGACGGCCGUUGGACUUGUUGGACUCUUCAUUCGGCACCGCAUGGCGUUGCUCGUCUUCACACAGGACAAUUGGUGAAGGACCGUGCUGGCAUAGGCAAAGUGCAUUGUAGAUUACAGGAGCCGGGUUGGAUCUAU
This is a messenger RNA of Lindgomyces ingoldianus, 1631 nucleotides long. RefSeq names its product N-acetylglucosaminephosphotransferas-like protein. The transcript has 4 exons. Gene Ontology annotation, cellular component: membrane. NCBI's taxonomy places the organism in Eukaryota, Fungi, Ascomycota, Dothideomycetes, Pleosporales, Lindgomycetaceae. Gene Ontology annotation, biological process: protein N-linked glycosylation; dolichol-linked oligosaccharide biosynthetic process. Gene Ontology annotation, molecular function: UDP-N-acetylglucosamine-dolichyl-phosphate N-acetylglucosaminephosphotransferase activity. The record is from RefSeq and is a predicted model, not a curated record. Bases 199 to 1572 code for a protein of 457 amino acids.